Messenger RNA from Seriola dumerili (greater amberjack), 4053 nucleotides. Its product is annotated as testis-expressed protein 2-like. Lineage: Eukaryota; Metazoa; Chordata; Actinopteri; Carangiformes; Carangidae. The record is from RefSeq and is a predicted model, not a curated record. Gene Ontology annotation, molecular function: lipid binding. The coding region runs from base 542 to 3463 and encodes 973 amino acids. The transcript has 12 exons. Gene Ontology annotation, cellular component: endoplasmic reticulum.
AGCCAGGACUCCAAUAAUCACAUUAUUCUGCAUUGGGUUGACGCCUCCUGAAGCGGAAGGAAGAAGCGAUGUCCAACAACACCGCCAACAUCUCUGACGCGGUCACCUUAAAGAUAAACUGCUUAUUUGAAUGAGACUUUUUUUUCCGAGUUUGGCCAUUUCGCGACGGAGACAGAAAACAAUCGGAGGAAAGUUGGCUGAAUAUUUGUUGUCCACGGUCGGUGGGUGGUGCGCAUUUCCGAGUGCAGCACACCGCACUCUGCAGCAUCCAGACUGAUCACUGCAGCCUGAAGCACAUUUCUGCACAAACCGAUGCCUCAUUGACUGUGGACCUCUCCCAACCUCUGCCACUGAUCUCCGAGGAGCAGCCGGUCGAACAUGGCAGAUUCAUCAUCCAACAUGAUGAGCUACCCAAGGAGGAUCUUACAAGUCUACAUGCAGUUACAGACUCCCAGCGUUAGCACCAUGCUCCAUGUUUUGGUAGUCGGCUACUCCUUUUGGUUGACUUCAUUCUCCCCGUAGCUCGUGGUUGACGGCCAACAUGGAGGAGAGCAAGCUCAUCUUCAGCCUGGACCGCCACGAUGAGGGUCCCAUCGUGGCGUUCUCCAGAGACAAGCCGCAAACCAGAGAGAGUCAACCUGACCUCAGUUUGGGGAUCGAUUUGGACCUGAGCCAAGGCCACCGUUCCCAAACCCCUUUCCUGCCUCACUCCCCCUCCUCCCCAGGCUCUUUAGCUGAUCUGUCAGCAUCAUCAGCAGGUCUGCUUGUCACCACAAACUUGGUCAAAUCCUCCUCCACAGACCUGGAGCCGAGGGAGGGCAGCUCUCUGAGAAGCAAACCUCUCCUCAGCUUGGUCAAGUCCCUGAGCACAGAGAUCUCCCGUCGCGUUGAGCCAGAGGUCAAUCUCUCCAAGUCUGACUCCAAGCUGCAUUUGCAUCCAUGGAAGCAGCUUACCCAGCCAAAGAUCGCAGAGGCAAGGCCUGAAGCAGGAGGACUGAAUGAGAAUGACGACUGGGCGUCACCUCCUUCCACAGGCAGCAUGUCUCCCACCGAACCGCGGGGCAGCUCACUGAUCGCUGAGCUGGAGGACACACGGAGGAAGUUCUCCGAGGCCAUGCAGGAUCCUCUGAGCAUGCUGAGUAAGAUCAUGGGGGAUGAAAGCUGUGGCAGCCCCAAGCAGGGGAGGGCCUCUGGUGCUGGAGACUCACCAGCCUCCCAAGCGAGCUGUGGAAGAGAGGGGAGCGGUGAAGAUGCAGAGUUCAAGUGCUGGAGGAGGACUGAUGGUGAGCACAGAGGUGUGUUUGACACUCCUCUGAGAAGACUCCAAAAGGGUUCAUUAAUGAAAUCCCCUGGCUCCCCAGAACACCACGCCCACAGCAGAGACAGCAAUUACGAAAUUCACACUUAUGGAGAUAUGAUUCAAGUAGUGGAGCUCCAGAAUGGAUCCAGAGGGACACAUCACAAAACUUACACCCAGUCUCGAGGCAUAGUCCCACGCUCAUCGCUGCCUAUUCACUGGCUCUUCCCUGUGGGUCUUCUAGCUUACGGGUUUUUUGUGCUGCCCCUCCCCUCCUACCUGACAGGUCUAUCUGUGGGGGUUGCAUGUGGCUUUAUGCUGGGCCUGGUGGUCGUGUUCAUGUUUGCCCCACGACGCUCAAAUGCCGGAGGCAACAAGGGCUCUCGUUUCAAGUCAAGCAUGUGUCCGCUGGAUGGAAAGCUCACAGAUCCAGAAAUUCUAGAGGGCUGGAUGAAUGAGACGCACAGCUACGACCCUGAGACUUUCCACCCCUCCAUCACACACUCUGUCUAUGUCACACUGGAGGGCAGCCGCCUGCACCUGGCACACCCGCGUGCCAACAUCCCUCGGUGGGCGGCGUUUGACGAGACACCUCGCGAGGCCAUGUUUCUACGUUCACGCACUUAUCAGCUGGCUAACUGUAAGGUGUCUUUGUUGCCUCCUGGUCUGGCUCGCAAGAGGGUGUGGAACAAGAAGUAUCCCAUCUGCAUCACUCUGGCUGAGGGGGAGGUAGGGGAGGAGAGUCUGGUUGAAGGUCAGGAGGAGGAAGAAAGGACGGAGCGACACACCUUACUGGACAACCAGCUUCCUGUCAGCCUCUACCUGUUUGGCCGCACGGGAAGAGAGAAGGAGGAAUGGUUCCAGCACUUCCUGUCUGCCUCCAGGGCUGGAGCCAAGAGCAGUGUGAGCGGAGAGGAGAACACAGAAACACUACUAUCUGGCGGAGAUGCAGUAAAAGACGGCACAGAGGAGCUGCAGGAUUUGCCAGGAGCCAUGAAAACAAGAACGCUGUUGGACUACAGCAUCUACAUGACUCAACUGAUUGGCUCAGAGAGUUGCAACCCCACACCCAGCCCCUGCCACAGUGAAAAGGGAAGCCCCACAACCCACAAGAAGAUUCACAAUGAAGAGCACAACUCUGGAGGUCAAGCUGGAGCUGAGUCCAGUGCAGGUUCAGAGGCAGGGGGAUGCUCUGCAGAGGGCCAGCCCACCUGGGUUAACUCCCUAGUGGGAAGGAUCUUCUGGGACUUUCUCCGGGAGAAGUACUGGACCGAUCAGGUGGCGCACAAGAUCCAGAAGAAACUCAGCAAGAUCAAGUUGCCAUACUUCAUGAAUGAGCUGACUCUGGCUGAUCUGGACAUUGGCACCUGCCUACCUCAGGUCCUGAACACGUCCAAACCUACACUGGACCGCAGAGGCCUGUGGCUUGAAAUGGAGGUGAUGUACACAGGCUGCCUUCAGAUGACCCUGGAGACUAAGAUGAACCUGUGUAAGCUGGGUAAAGAGGGAGAGGACGAGGCUCACAGUGUUCCAGAGACCCAGCAAGUGGGCUGUAAGCCCAGGCUGUGUAUACUGGCUGAUAGUGAUGAAGAGUCAUCCAGCGCAGGCUCGUCUGAUGAAGAGGAAGUCCCUCCAUCUGAGCCCCAGGGAUCUGUAGGAGAUAAGAGCACAGCGGUAGCAGCUGACGGGCACACUGGUGGCAGCACAAGUAGGAAAAUCCUGAGAUUUGUGGACAAGAUAGCAAAGUCUAAAUACUUCCAGAAGGCCACAGAGAACGAGUACAUCAGGAAGAAGAUAGCUGAGGUGUCCAACAUGCCUCUGAUGCUCAGUGUAGAGGUCCUGGAGCUCUCUGGUACUCUGGCCAUCAACAUCCCACCUCCUCCUACUGACAGGAUAUGGUACAGUUUCCGGGUGCCUCCCAGGUUAGACCUUCAUGUGCGUCCCAUGCUCGGGGAGAGGGAGGUCACCUUCACACAUGUCACUGAGUGGAUCGAGAAAAAACUGCAGUGUGAGUUCCAGAAAGUGUUUGUCAUGCCCAAUAUGGACGAUCUGUAUCUGCCCCUGAUGACAUCUGGCCUGGAAAAUCCACCUGCAUCCCACCACUCCUCAAUCCAAUCCACAUCCCAACAGUCCUCCAUGGAGUCCCAGGACUACAUGUCAGAGUAGUGCCCCACUUGAGGCUACAGAUGGGAUAUUUCCUGAUGCAAAUUAGCCAUUGUGCAGCUAUUGCCAUGAAUCUCUCGUGGAUUCUGAGGCAGCUGCAGCUGGGUACCGGCUUGGUGUUCAUCCUGAGCGUGUUCAUUGUAACCAGCGUGGGAUAGAUGCCUCCUGAGGGCACACUGAACAUGGUAUUGACCUCGAGACUGUGACGACGGUGCUACAGUGCCCCCAACUGUGAAGAUAUUGAACUGUACCUAACAUCCUUAUCACCAGUGAGAGCGCAUAGCCCACUGGAUUUCCAAAAGGGAAAUUUUUUUUUUUUUUAAUGCUGUUGCUGACGUAGACUGAAGAACAGAAUGUCUUUACUGCUCAAAAACAAGGUGUUGUUGAUGGCUACUGUUUUAAAAGAAUGAAGACUGAACAACAAACCAUCCAUCAAUCAAUUUUCUUAACCGCUGAUCCUCUUAAAGGUUGUGAGGUUGAACAAACUAGAAAGUGAAAAAUAUAAGAUAAAAAACCUGAGAAGUACUUUUUGUUCUGUUCAGCCAAGCUGCCAUGGCGCAUGUUAUUUCUGAACAGUGUGACUGUAAUAUGCU